Molecule: messenger RNA, 1389 nt
Organism: Fusarium vanettenii 77-13-4
Lineage: Eukaryota; Fungi; Ascomycota; Sordariomycetes; Hypocreales; Nectriaceae
Exons: 4
Coding region: 1-1389 (462 amino acids)
Biological process (GO): amino acid transmembrane transport
Cellular component (GO): vacuolar membrane
Molecular function (GO): amino acid transmembrane transporter activity
Source: RefSeq, a predicted model, not a curated record
AUGAAGCACGAGCAGGACGUCGAGUUCAACAAUGGACUCACAACUGUGCCCUCUCAGACGGGCGAGGUCCACGACGAUGUCUUUGGUGAUAUCACUGACGAGGGACCCAACUAUCGUGCUGUCGGUUGGAUCGGCACCGUUGCCCUCAUGAUGAAGACCCAGGUCGGUCUUGGCGUCUUGUCUAUCCCCGCCGUUUUCGACGUCCUUGGCAUCGUUCCUGGUGUUAUCUGCCUUAUUAUCAUCGCUGGAAUCACGACUUGGUCUGAUUACAUGGUUGGAGUUUUCAAGCGUCGCCACACCCAGGUGUAUAGUAUCGACGAUGCGGGUGAUUUAAUGUUUGGCCGUAUUGGUCGUGAGAUUCUGGGAAUAGCUUUCUGUCUUUACUGGAUCUUCGUCGCCGGAUCUGGUAUGCUGGGUAUCUCGAUCGGUCUGAACGCUGUCUCGACUCAUGGCGCCUGUACCGCUAUCUUUGUUGCCGUUGCCGCUAUUGUUGGAUUCAGUCUCGCGAGUAUCCGUACUCUUGGCCGUAUCAGCUGGCUUGCUUGGAUCGGUCUUGUCUGUAUUCUUACAGCCAUCUUUACUGUCACCAUCGCCGUUGGUAUUCAAGAUCGACCCGCUGCUGCGCCAUCGACCGGACACUGGAAGUCUGACUACAAGGUCGUUAACAACCCCUCCUUCACCGAGGGUAUUUCGGCUAUUUCUUCCCUGGUCUUUGCCUACGCCGGUACUCCUGGCUUCUUCUCCAUCGCCUCCGAGAUGAAGAACCCAGCCCACUAUACUCGCUCCCUGAUGAUCUGCCAGGCUGGUGUUACUAUCACCUACAUAGUCAUCGGCUGCGUCGUGUACCUGUACUGCGGUUCUUACGUUGCCUCGCCCGCUCUCGGCUCAGCUGGUCCUCUGAUCAAGAAGAUCGCCUACGGUCUUGCGCUUCCCGGCCUCAUCGCUACCACGACUCUCGUCAUCCAUUUCGCCGCCAAGUACGCUUUUGUCCGCAUCCUUCGAGGCUCCAAGCACCUGGCUUCCAACAGCCCUAUUCACUGGGGAACUUGGCUCGGAUGCACUUUUGUCACUUCCAUCAUUGCCUACGCCAUUGCUAGCGGUAUCCCUGUUUUCGGCGGUCUCGUCUCCCUCGUCGGUGCCCUCCUCGGCACGUUGAUGUCUUUCCAGCCGAUGGGAUGCAUGUGGCUUUACGACAACUGGGCUCCCGGCCGACGCGAUCCCACCCUUCGAUGGUAUCUCAUGGUUGCUUUCAGCGUCUUUGUCAUCGUUUCUGGUACCUUCCUGAUGAUCGGAGGUACAUACGGAUCCAUUGUUAGCAUUAUUGAUUCUUACAAGGAGUCUGGUGGUUCGUCUGCCUGGUCUUGUGCCGACAACUCCAACUCUGUUUGA